Messenger RNA from Microtus ochrogaster (prairie vole), 1755 nucleotides. RefSeq names its product N-alpha-acetyltransferase 50, NatE catalytic subunit (gene Naa50). Gene Ontology annotation, molecular function: acyltransferase activity, transferring groups other than amino-acyl groups. The record is from RefSeq and is a predicted model, not a curated record. Gene Ontology annotation, cellular component: NatA complex. Lineage: Eukaryota; Metazoa; Chordata; Mammalia; Rodentia; Cricetidae. Gene Ontology annotation, biological process: mitotic sister chromatid cohesion.
GCGGGGUGAAAGGUCACAGCGCGGCGGCGGGUCUGGCUGGCGGCAGCUGCGGGCGGGAGCCGAGUGUCCCGUGUGCACGUGUGGCGGAGCGGCGGCAGCAGCGCGGCGGCGGACCUUCCCGCGUCUCCCCGGAGCUUCGGGGCCCGGCUUGGCUUCCGUGGCCUCCUCGGCGCCCUUUCCCUCCGCCGUGAGGCCGGCGUGUGGGGUCGAGUGGCCUGAGCGCAGGGCGCGGAGUGCUCCUGGCGGCGAGGACGACGGCGUUGGUCGCGGCUGUAACGACGGCCUCAGCAGGCGGGGAAGAUGAAAGGUAGCCGGAUCGAAUUGGGGGAUGUGACACCACACAAUAUUAAACAGUUGAAGAGAUUGAACCAGGUCAUCUUUCCAGUCAGCUAUAAUGAUAAAUUCUACAAGGAUGUGCUAGAGGUUGGCGAGCUAGCAAAACUUGCAUAUUUCAAUGAUAUAGCUGUAGGUGCGGUGUGCUGCAGGGUGGAUCAUUCACAGAAUCAAAAGAGACUUUACAUCAUGACACUAGGAUGCCUUGCACCUUACCGAAGACUAGGAAUAGGAACUAAAAUGCUUAAUCAUGUCCUAAACAUCUGUGAGAAAGAUGGCACUUUUGACAACAUCUAUCUGCAUGUCCAGAUCAGCAAUGAGUCAGCGAUUGACUUCUACAGGAAGUUUGGCUUUGAGAUUAUUGAGACAAAGAAGAACUACUAUAAGAGGAUAGAACCUGCAGAUGCUCAUGUGCUUCAGAAAAACCUCAAAGUCCCAUCUGGUCAGAAUGCAGAGACACAAAAGACAGACAACUGAACAAAUUACAAAUGAACUUUCUUGCACUUGCUUGUCGCCAAAUAAAGAAAGACCCAUUGAUUUCCCCUCCCCCUUUUCUUCAGCUUUCCUCCCUUGUUAUUCUUCCUUUCUCUCCUCUUAAAGUUUUUAAUACUUUCAAGAACUCUUAAAAAUGAUCAUGUUUGGAUUGUUUUAGUUCUCUUAUUUUUGUGAGGUGGUUAGGUUGAAGGCAGGAGAAGAUAGGUCUGUAUCCUUUCACAGUUAAGAUGUCCCCAAAACUGGGAGUCAGAUGAUUUCGAUUUUUAGCUAUUUUUUUAACAUCCUGCUUUCACAUUGAAGGGCAGAGCCUACAAUAUUGUUUAUUUCAAAAGACAAAAAGAAGCAGCAGCAAUAUCUUCUCUAAUUCGUAGACAAGCUUAGUGUAUUUGUGGUACUUUGAGUUUUAAAGACUAUCUGUGGGAUGCUAAUCCCUGAUAUUGCCUUCACUCUACCUUUCGUCCUUCAAGCACUCUCAGGAGUUGGACCAUUGUUAUCCUUGUGAGAAAAUACUAAGCUUAUUUAGGUUUAAAAGCAGUUUUUCUCUCUAUUUGCUGAUUGGUGGGGCAGUUUGUGUAGGUAGUAUUAGACUUUGAUCAAAGUAUUUCAGUUAAACUGCUACUAAAGCUGAUGAGUGGGUUGCUUGUUAGCAGAUGUUGUUUUGUUUUGUUUUUUUCCUUCCUUCCUGCUGUUAAUAUUUUUACUAGAGGCAUUAACUUGUAGAGUAUGAGCUGGUGAAAUGAACUGUUUUAAUAUCCCAGCUAGAAAUAUGGCCUUUAACUGACCUAAAGAAAAUUGUUAUAAUUGGUUUUCUUCUCUUGUUUUUCAGUAAGCCCAAUAAUAGUGUAACCUUAUACAUGGAGUUAUGUCCUUAUAAGCCAAUACCCCUAAAUAAACCUGAAGCAAGUGUUUUCUCUUGGACAUACAAAA